This is a messenger RNA of Cylicocyclus nassatus, 239 nucleotides long. The record is from the annotation of a GenBank genome assembly. Lineage: Eukaryota; Metazoa; Nematoda; Chromadorea; Rhabditida; Strongylidae.
AUAUCAAAAGCUGGAUUCCAUACUGGUGUAUCCUGCGUGGCGAUAGCAACUCCUAGAAAAUUGUGGAUUACUGUGGAAAUACAUUUGAUCCACGCAGUUGACCAGAGUGCACAAGCCACACCCCGAAUGCUACAAAAGCAAACAUGCCAAAUGAAUUCCAAUGGGACCCUUUGCCGUGGAGCGCCAACUGAUGAAAUUUUAAAGCAAAGAACGCUUCUAAUGGAUUUCCAAUAAAUCAG